Molecule: messenger RNA, 1640 nt
Organism: Gallus gallus (chicken)
Lineage: Eukaryota; Metazoa; Chordata; Aves; Galliformes; Phasianidae
Gene: PNLIPRP1
Product: pancreatic lipase related protein 1
Biological process (GO): lipid metabolic process
Molecular function (GO): protein binding; triacylglycerol lipase activity
Source: RefSeq, marked validated
GCACGAACUUUCUAGGCUGCACAAUGCUUCGAAUUGGGAUAUUCGCGCUAUUUCUUCUCUGCACAGCCAGAGGCUCUGAAGUUUGCUAUGACAGGCUGGGAUGUUUCACAGAUGAUAUGCCAUGGUCUGGAACUGCAGAGAGACCAAUUUAUAGGUUACCCUGGAGCCCAGAGAAGAUAGGUACCCAGUUCCUCUUACACACAAGAGAAAAUGGUAAUAGCAAUCAGGAGAUAUCUGCAGUUAAUCCCUCAACAAUUGGGAGCUCAAACUUCAAAACAAGCAGGAAGACAAGAUUUGUUGUUCAUGGAUUUAUAGAUGAAGGAGAAGAAGGCUGGACCUCAGAUCUGUGCAAGAGGAUGCUUACAGUGGAAGAUGUGAACUGUAUUGCUGUAGACUGGAAAAAAGGUGCAAGGUGUCAGUACUCUCAGGCUUCGAACAACGUCCGUGUUGUAGGUGCUGAAAUUGCAUAUUUUAUCAGCGUGCUCGCGGAUCAAUAUUCAUACUCUUCAGCCAAUGUCCACAUCAUUGGUCACAGCCUUGGAGCACACGUGGCAGGAGAGGCUGGCAAGAGGAGGCCAGGGGUUGGAAGAAUAACUGGACUGGACCCUGCCCAACCUUAUUUUCAAGACACUCCAAUUGAAGUCAGGCUGGAUAAAAGCGAUGCAGAGUUUGUUGAUGUUAUCCACACAGAUACAGCUCCCAUAAUUCCCAACUUAGGUUUUGGAAUGGCCCAAGCAAUAGGACAUCUUGACUUUUAUCCAAACGGAGGAGUGGAAAUGCCAGGAUGUGAUAAGAAUCCUCUUUCACAGAUUAUAGACCUUGAUGGCAUCUGGGAAGGAACUAGGGACUUUGUGGCCUGCAAUCACCUCCGCAGCUACAAGUACUACUCUGACAGUAUUGUCUACCCUGAUGGAUUUCUGGGCUAUGCUUGUGGUUCAUAUGAUGCUUUUAAAGAAGGCUGUUUCCCAUGCCCAAGUGGCGGAUGCCCCAGCAUGGGUCACUAUGCAGAUAAAUUCAAAGGGAAAACUUCAGGUUCUUUUGUGAAACUUUACCUGAACACUGCAGAAGCCAAGGACUUUCCUCUUUGGAGGUACAAAGUAUCUGUGAAGCUCUCUGGAAGUUCUAAAGUAAAAGGAUAUGUAAAUAUUGCCCUGUAUGGCAAUGAUGGGAACACAAGGCAGCAUCAGAUUUUUGAGGGAUCCCUCCAACCAGACAACACUUACACAGCCUUUGUUGAUGCAGAACACAAAGUUGGAAAAGUUACAAAGGUUAAAUUUCUUUGGAACAACAACGCAGUAAAUCCAACUCUGCCUAAACUGGGAGCCGCAACUGCCACAGUGCAAGUUGGAGAAACUGGAGAAGUAUUCAACUUCUGUGGUUCUGAGACAGUGAGGGAGAACGUUCUGCAAACCCUUACUGCUUGCUAACAAUACAUACAGAUGCCCAAAGUCUCGCUGCCAACAAACACUGGUCAAGCAUUAAAGACCAGACUCUGCAGUCUUUACAGCUAUAAUGGAAGCUUCACAUGCUGAUUAAUAAAUUGUACCUUUUAGAUGCAGGCAUGCAAAAAGAAACCUUCCUUGCUCUAGAAUGCUAACGAUCAAUCAAUCAAAAUAAAUAAUAAUUAUCCAGGACAUUUU